GUCCAGGCUCGGCUUGGAGGCCGGCGGCCGCGCCGAGGUCAGCAAAACAACAACAACAGCAAGCAAAAUGACAGCUGUGAGGUAUGAACAAGGGAUCCAGCCAAGAGAAUCAACUGGCUCUGCAACAACUGAAGAGGCCACAGUAAAGAUUGAUAACGGUCGUGAUGAGAGUAAUGAACCAGACAGCUGCUCCAAUGCAACUAGAAGAAAAAUUGCCCCGUUUGUGAUGUCAUUCGGAUUCAGAGUAUUUGGAGUUGUACUUAUCAUUGUGGACAUUAUAGUUGUGAUCCUGGAUCUGGCUAUCAGUGAGAGGAAGAAGGGUACAGAGAUUCCUGAAGGUGUUUCCCUGGCAAUAGCACUCUUCUUUCUCAUCGAUGUUUUCCUGAGGGUGUUUGUUGAAGGCUUCAGGAACUAUUUCCAGUCCAAACUGAAUAUUUUGGAUGCAUGUAUAGUGGUGGGCACCCUGUUAAUUAAUUUGACAUACUGCUUCUUAGAUGUUGAUGCAGCAAAGGAGAUACCAAGAAUGGUUAUUUUCCUCCGAAUCCUGAGAAUUGUCAUCUUGAUAAGAAUAUUUCGUCUGGCUUCGCAAAAGGAGCAACUUGAAAAGGUGACCAGGAGAAUGGUCUCUGAAAACAAAAGACGUUAUAUGAAAGAUGGCUUUGAUCUGGAUCUCACUUAUAUUACUGAUCGAAUUAUUGCAAUGUCAUUUCCAUCUUCUGGGAAGCAGUCUUUCUACAGGAAUCCCAUAAAGGAAGUUGCAAGAUUUUUGGACACCAAACAUCCAGGCCACUAUAAAGUCUAUAAUCUCUGCAGUGAACAAGGCUACGACCCCAAGUACUUUCACUACAGGGUGGAAAGGAUCUUCAUUGAUGACCACAAUGUCCCAGCACUACAGGACAUGCUGAAAUUCACUGCCAGUGUCCGUGAAUGGAUGAGUCAGGAUGAGAAGAAUGUUAUAGCAAUUCACUGUAAAGGGGGCAAAGGCAGGACUGGAACAAUGGUCUGUACUUGGCUCAUAGACAGUGACCAGUUUGAGAGCGCAAAGGAAAGUUUGGACUACUUUGGGGAGAGGAGAACUGAUAGAAGCACAAGUACCAAGUUUCAAGGAGUUGAAACACCCUCACAGAGUAGGUAUGUUGGGUAUUAUGAGAUCCUGAAAAACAAGUAUAACUUGGAACUCCCACCAGAGAGACUACUCAAAAUAAAAAACAUCAAAAUCCACACUAUACAUGGAGUUGGGAAAGGCAAUGGAACUGAUAUGAAGGUGCAGAUAAUAACAAGGAAGAGAAUUGUACUACAAUGUGUAUGUGGCAAUCAAAACAACUGCAGGCUUUUCUUUGAUUCUGAAAGUGACACUGUAGUCAUUGGCUUGGAAGACUGCCCUGUUCUAAGUGGUGAUGUGAAAGUCAGAUUUGAAUGCAAUUCUGCUCUUCCAAAAGGCUAUGAUGGGUGCCCAUUCUUUUUCUGGUUCAACACUUCCUUUAUUGAAAAUAACAGACUCUACCUUUCCAGGAAUGAGCUGGAUAACCCUCACAAGUCUAAAACAUGGAAAAUCUAUAGUGAGACAUUUGCUGUGGAGGUGAACUUUAUUGAUGCAUAAGGGAAAUCUGAAAGAAGGAAAACAUGUAAAAUUCAUCUCUUUCCUGGAGAAUGUCUUGCUGUUUCAGUAUAAAGUGAAGCAGUGUCACUUGGAUGUAUCUACACAGAAACACACUAAGUACAACUUCUCAAAUAAAGCUACAUGAAGUUCUGUUGCACGGGGCCAAAACACUCUGAAGAGUUACUUAAUGUCAGUUGACUUUCACAUGAUGGGCUGUUGGAUUCCUGGAGCUUAGAUAUCUCUGCAUACAGCUAAUUCUUGUUAGAGUAAUCAAAAACAAUUACUUGUCUUUAAGCAUAAGCAUUACCAUGAUGGUUGAAGACCAGCAGUUUGCAUGAGACUGGAAAAACCUGACACGAUUCCCUCAGCAUUGGGGUUUUCCACUAAUCAGUAGAAUAUGGGAAUUUUGAAGGAGAAAUAUUAAUCUCCCUCUGUUGGAUUGUUGCAUCUUGAGCAGAAGCCUUGGUAUUGAGCUGCUCUUCAUCAGUAAUCAGUGAUGUAGUGCUUUGAGCAACACCUGGCCUGGGAGCUGCCUGUGGAGGCUGGAGACUGCACAGCUGCUUUUCUACUGCUGUACCUCCCCACAAAGGGCUGCAAUGGCCACUUGCCCUAAGGCUUAAGACUGGCUCUCAUCAGCUCCUGAGCAUUCCAGCUGUCUGGGAUCAGUUAGUGUGGUUGCCUCAAUGCCUGCAUAUGAAGGUGAUCUGUGCACCUGCUCAUUUGAGCAAAUAGUGCAAAUGCUCACUGGCUCCUCUUGAGUUGUACUAAGACCUGUAGUGCACAAACUUCCGGGAUGCUUAUUCUACUUCCAACUAUUUUCAGCAGUGCAGCUCUUCUGUGGAGACUGUACCUUCAUUUGUGUGAAAUGUGUUGAGGUGUUAGCUUCUUAGUUCUGCUGCUUCAUUAGUCUUUUUGUUCCUGGGAACCAAAAAGUGGAAGGGAAAUGACAUAGCUUUCCAGUUAAUGAAAUAAGCAGAGGUCACAUACCUCCCUGUGCUCACUUGAAGGUAGUUAUGUAUUAUGAAGUAUAUCAUGUGUGGGCUCAGCUUCUGCUAUUGCUAUGUAUUACCUCAUUGUCCACAUGAAUGUGCCUAGGGGCUAAAAAAGGAUGCACUUCAUUGCAGCUCCAAGCCAAGUUCAUUUUGGCUUAGCUCAGGCAUUUGGAUAUCUGUCCACUGUCCGAGGAUGCCCUUUCAUAUAGUUGGCAGGGCACCUAAGGUGACCCAUCUUCCUGCUUAGGGACUAAGCCAGUUUGCUCAGAUAGCAGCAGCAGAGGCUGUAGCAGCAAGUGAGAUUUUCCUAGUUGAA
Molecule: messenger RNA, 2908 nt
Organism: Melozone crissalis (California towhee)
Lineage: Eukaryota; Metazoa; Chordata; Aves; Passeriformes; Passerellidae
Product: phosphatidylinositol 3,4,5-trisphosphate 3-phosphatase TPTE2-like
Exons: 19
Coding region: 68-1600 (510 amino acids)
Biological process (GO): transmembrane transport; monoatomic ion transport; dephosphorylation
Cellular component (GO): cytosol; membrane
Molecular function (GO): monoatomic ion channel activity; phosphatidylinositol-3,4,5-trisphosphate 3-phosphatase activity; protein tyrosine/serine/threonine phosphatase activity
Source: RefSeq, a predicted model, not a curated record